CAAAUGCUUUGUUUAGAAACAAUCAUAUCACCCACGUGAAACUUAUUUCAACACUUACACAAAGCGAUUGGACCACAUUUGGUUAGUAAGUAAAAUAGCUAGUAGGCUGUCAGUCUGUGGGCAUUCUAUGACACAAGACCAAGCAAGCAUUCUUUGAGUUACUGACUGGUAUCGAUCUGCAAUCGAACUGGUUCAAAACGACUUAAAGAAUGGCAUCUAGGAAUCUCGUUUUUCUCCUUGUGUUGUUAGUAAUUCAAUCGAGUUGUUUGGUCUUGGGUGCGAGGAUUCAGGAGUUUUAUCCUGAUGGCAUCGAUGGUCCUCGCGGUUCCUCGGAGUUACUAGCGCGUCGAAUUUCUCCUCCUGUUACUCUUGGGACCACCUACAACCUCUAUGGAAAACCCUACACGAGUCUUAGAGUCUACAAGAAUGGUCUGAUUACAUUAGGAGAAGAGCCAAUUUCAUUCUCCCCCCAGAAACACAGAAAGUUCCUGUUCCCUCCCGAAGCAAAAGUCAUCGCCCCUUUUUACGGGCAGGGAGAUUUCACCAAUACCAGUAGAAUAUCAUACGGUGAGACACGAGAUUCAGAUAUCCUGACUCGAGCGAGUAAAGAUGUCAAGCAGUCGUUCUCUGGUGAAGACGAAUUCAAUGCGUCUGCGGUGUUUAUUGUCACAUGGUGCCAAGUUAAGCAUGCACAGCACAGUCAACAUAAAAAGAACAACACAUUCCAAGCAGUACUGGUAACCAAUGGCGACCAAACCUUUGUUAUUUUCAACUACCUUACACGAGGUCUGCAAUGGGCCAAGGGAUAUCAUUCGCAGUGGAAAGGCGCAAAAUAUGCGUAUGCGCAGGUGGGAUUCAGCGCUGGUGAUUUCGUAAGAUACUCCACAUUACCCGGAUCAGGCACAAACCAGGUUCAUUGGUUAGCGAGUAAAUCCAAUAUGAACACCCCUGGACGGUGGAUAUACAAGGUCGGCUGGCCCGGUAUGCAUGGGAACGAAGUUCAGUCAGCUGACAGCUUUGAAAUAGAUGAUUCUACUAAUACAGACUUCUUUGCUGCUCAAUUUUACGAUGGGUGUUUUGUUGUUCACGGUUACCUCACCGCCAACCGAAGUCAAAUCUGGAAGGACGUCAGUAUUCGUUCCUGUAUUGCGCUCUGCUUCGAGCGACGCCAAAAAUACGCUGCACUUCACAAUGGUAGCCAAUGCGCAUGUCUGAAUGACAUCAGACACCUGAUCAAGACUAAUACUGACCAAGACUGUGAUAUGGCGUGUUCGGUUAACGAUGAUGAGGUCUGUGGAGGACAGAUGACCGCGUCUGUGUAUCAGAGUGUGGGUCUCGCAGCGGUUCAAUCGGAUCAGUCUGGUGGUCAGAGGAAACGAAAAGAUGUAGAUGAGUGUGCGGUAGGAGUGGUCAGCUGUCAUGCCAAUGCAACAUGUAUCAACAAAUCUCCUGGAUACUGCUGUCAAUGUAAUGAAGGUUUCUAUGGUAACGGAAUCACGUGCAUCGAAAUAGGUGCCGUUCAACGCAUGGUUGGCUUUCUCUCUGGCACAGUAAACGGUGAAGAAUUCAUAUCUCUCAACAUGGACACUAUAGCAUUCUCAGACGAUGGUCGUGCGUACGUGUCUGUGCGAGCCUUCCCACCCUAUCUGGCUCAUUCUGCUAGGGUGUUGACCCCCCUGACUGACGUGGUUGGCUGGAUGUAUGCUAAGCCUAAACCAAGUGGGUUUUACAAUGGAUAUAAUGUGGUUGGUGCGAGGUUUGUCAGACGAGCGUCUUUGCGCUUUGAUUCAGGCGAAGAGUUAGCUAUCCUCCAGAAAUACCAGGGCAGAGACGUGCUGAGCCACUAUAUGAAAGUUGAAACAACUAUGAAUGGUGCCAUCCCACGAAUCCACCCAAAAGCUGAAGUGCGCAUGCGCAAAUUUAGACAAGAAUUUCAAAGGACGGCAGCGGGGAGAGUUCAGUCACGUGGUACUGUCAAAUAUCAGGUUGAUGGUAGGGAACACUAUUUCACAGUGGAUCAGUUUAUCGAUUAUGACGAACAAAAAAGGUGUGGUCAACACGUGGUUAGAGGUGUCCUAGAAGCUGAUGUACUCACGUCAAACUAUGACCCGGCCCAGGCCUUCCUCGGUAUUGCUGUCAAAGGAACUUUCAUCAACACUACACUGGAUUCUAUCGAUGUUCAAAGCCAAGAAGCUGACAAGAUGUGUGGAAGCAAGAAAGUCACGUGUCAUACACGUGGAGUCUGUAUUCAGUAUAGGGGAGAUAAAGAGUGCCGCUGUAAUCAUGGUUACCUUGGAGACGGGGUUACUUAUUGUGAUGAUGCUGACGAAUGCAAAUUAGGUCGUUACCGCUGUGCUCCAGAUGCAGACUGUGUCAAUACUGUGGGCUCAUACAGAUGUGUCUGCAAGAAAGGAUAUGUUGGUGAUGGAAAAACCUGUCAAAAAGAUUCAGUAAUCCAGUGCCCAAGGCCAUGUGGUGCUAAUGCCAAGUGUGUGAAAAUCGCUCUGGGGCUCCUGUGUAAUUGUAAUCCUGAUUACCAAGGCGACGGAUUCGACUGCAAACCGGACGGAACAUGUGCAGGAAUAAAGUGUGACCCCAACGCUAAAUGCGCAACAUCAAGUGACAAGUCACGCAAGUGCGUUUGUAACGAUGGUUACCAAGGAGACGGACAGACAUGUACAGCUUUGGAAGGAAGGUGUGGUGGCGUUGUUUGUAGCACUAAUGCUCAAUGCGUGCAGUCAAAAUGCGUUUGUAAUCCUGGUUUCCAAGGAAAUGGCAAGAAUUGCUCAGACGAAAAUGAGUGUGAAUUGAAAACUCAUCGAUGUGAUACCAACGCUGACUGCAUCAACACCGUAGGCUCAUACUCCUGUCGAUGCAGGCUAGGCUACCAAGGCGACGGCUUAAGUUGUCAGAAAGCCUCGGCAUCAUGUGGAGGCGAGAAAUGCCAUCGAUUUGCAUAUUGUGACGUCGAUCCCCAAACCAAGAAACAACAGUGUAAAUGUAGAAGAGGUUUCCGUGGCAACGGAGCUGAGUGCUUAGAUUUCAAUGAAUGUAUUCCCAUAUUAAAAACAUGUGACGUCAACGCCUUGUGUCGCAAUACCCUUGGUAGCUAUGAGUGUAUCUGUAAGAGAGGAUUUAUACAAGGAUCAGAUGACGACAAAACGUGUAUAGUUGAUGACAGGUGUAAUGGAAUCAAGUGUGACGUCAAUGCUCGUUGUGACCGGGUGCAGGGCUGUACCUGUAAAACAGGCUUCGUUGGUGAUGGAAAGACAUGCAAUGAUAUCGAUGAAUGCAAGUCAGAGAUGACUCGCUGUGAUCCCAAUGCCGACUGCCGUAACACCGCUGGCUCAUUUACCUGCAGUUGCAGGUCUGGUUUCGAAGGUGAUGGCGUGCGAUGUAGAGUCGACAACUCGUGCGAUGGCGUCGUAUGUAACGUCAAUGCCAGAUGUGAAGUACAGCCUGAUGGUCGAACAAGACGAUGUGUAUGUAGCAACGGUUGGCAAGGCAACGGAACCUUGUGCACUGACGUUGAUGAAUGUCAGUCAAGUCGAUUCAGUUGUCCACCCAACACGGACUGCAUCAACAGUAACGGCUCAUAUGAAUGCCGCUGUAAACGAGGAUUUGAAAAGAAAGGCUCGAGUUGUGUUGAGGACGAUUCUUGUGGAGGGGUCACGUGUGAUGCUAAAGCACGGUGCGUUCAGACUCCUCAAGGUACUCGACAAUGCGUCUGCAACACAGGAUGGCAGAAAAACGGCAACAGAUGCAUCGAUAAAGACGAGUGCCAGACUAACCCAUGCCAUCCAAAUGCCGACUGCAUCAACUCCAUUGGAUCGUUUUCAUGUCGCUGUAAACCUGGAUAUAACGGCAAUGGACAAGCCUGUAACGACGUAGACGAGUGUCAGUCAGGUCAAUCCAGAUGUCCAGCCAAUACUGACUGCAUCAACAGAGAAGGCUCCUACGAAUGCCGCUGUACAACUGGAUUCGUUAGCAACGGCUCAAGCUGUAUUGUGGACGAGUCCUGUGGCGGUGUCAAAUGUGACCCCAAUGCAAAGUGCAUACAGAUUGCUCAAGGAGUGCGACAGUGCGUUUGCAAUGCAGGAUGGGAAAAGAACGGCAACACAUGCAUUGAUGUAGACGAAUGUCGGGCAUCGAUCAGCCCUUGUCAUUCAAACGCCAACUGCAUCAACUCAAUUGGCUCGUUCUCUUGCCGCUGUAGGCCUGGGUUCAAAGGAGAUGGACAAUUUUGUGAAGAUGAUGGGACGUGUGGAGGAGUUCAGUGCCAUCCUGACGCCAGCUGCCACAAGAACACAGCAGAAGGAACAAGAUGUGUCUGUAAACCGGGAUAUCUUGGCGAUGGAAGAAAAUGCGCAGAUAUAGACGAGUGUAUUCAAGGCAAGGACGAGUGUCACGAACAUGCCACGUGCACAAAUAGCGCAGGCUCAUAUAAAUGCUCUUGUAACCUUGGUUACGUUGGAGAUGGAUUCAACUGCACAGAUGAUGGGUCGUGUCAGGGAAUCGACUGUGAUCCUAAUGCCAAAUGCGUAGCUUCAUCGCCAACAGAUGGAAACAGAACUUGUGUCUGCAACGAUGGAUUCUCUGGGAAUGGAGAGCUUUGUAGAGAUGUGGACGAGUGUGACCUGGGGCAUGCCAAGUGUCAUCGUAAAGCCGAGUGCGUCAAUCAAGUAGGAUCAUACCGGUGUCGGUGUAUUCGGGGGUAUGUCGGAGAUGGUAAACAGUGUGAAAGCGAUGGAACUUGUGAAGGAAAAGUGUGCGACUUCAACGCAGACUGUGUGACCACAAAUACGACUAGAGGAAUAGACAAGACAUGCAAAUGCAAGGAUGGUUUCAGUGGAGAUGGGGUUAUAUGCACAGAUGUGGAUGAGUGCAUCAAGGAUCCGUGUCCACCAAUGUCUCAGUGUGUUAACGCGUUCGGCACCUAUGUAUGUCAGUGUAAGCCAGGCUACAAGAAGUCCAACGGUCUUUGCGAAAAGAUUUGUACUCGUUGUCGAAACGGAGGGUCAUGUAUUGGUGAAAAUGAGUGCAAAUGUCCAAAGGGAUAUUCUGGCAACGUCUGUCAGUGGUAUGGCGAAGCAUCGUUGAUCUACACAAAAGGAAACAGUGUACAAAGAAUGUCCCUUCCGCCUCGAUCUAAUGCAAUAGGUCUGGUCUACAAUCACGAGGGGAUGGUGAAUGUUGGCCUCGAUUACGACUGUGUCGAGGAGUAUAUAUACUGGACAGAGGUUAUGGAAGGAUGUAUUAUGCGCGCUAAGUAUGAUGGGACGAAUCGGGAGUUGGUUUUCCAGAGAUCUGAAGUCAGAAGCCCUGAAGGAUUGUCCGUGGACUGGAUUGGCCGUAAUCUGUAUUGGACAGACUCAGGACUGGAUGUGAUUGAGGUAUCAAGACUGAACGGUAGCAACCGGAAGGUCCUUAUCUCUAACGGGCUGUACGACCCAAGGGCCAUCCUCGUAGAUCCCCCUAGCGGAAAGAUGUACUGGUCUGACUGGACACGUCGCCGACCUCGUAUCGAGACGGCUGACAUGGAUGGUACUAAUCGCCGUGUGCUGGUAUAUGAUGACCUGGGCUUGCCUAAUGGUCUAACCCUGGUGCAGACCACCAAUGAACUGUGUUAUACUGAUGCUGGCUCGUGGUCUAUACGAUGCGUGGACCUUGCCGGGUUAAAUGUGCGAAAGGUUCUUACUCGUGUUACGUAUCCGUUUGGUAUCGCGUACUUUAACCGUACCUUGUACUGGACAGACUGGAAUCAGAAUCUCAUUCAUAGGAUUGGUGUCGAGUCCUCAACACCGGAUUCUUCCCUUGCUACCUUCGUUGGCAAAACUGGGAAAAUUUUCGACGUUAAGGCGGUGCAACCUUGCCCUGCUAAAGUGCCACGAAAUCCAUGUUCAGAUAAGAAUGGAGGGUGUUUGGGGCUGUGUCUUCUCAAGCCGCAUGGUGGUUACACGUGUUCGUGUCCUAAGGGUCAGUUUCCUGUAAAAGAUGGAAAUCAAACGACAUGUAGAGGUAAAUGUGACGAUCCACUGGGGAUGGAGAAAGGUCUCAUAUCUGAUGCCCAGCUCACCGCAUCCUCGGCAUGGAGCAACAACCCCAAGCGUCACGGCGCACACCGAGCCCGCCUGAACCUAGACACUUGGCCAGCGGGAUGGAGCACGAAGAAGUUCGACCCGAAACCAUGGGUACAGAUUGAUUUGGGCACCCAUACGAUGGUGACUGGGGUUGCGACUCAGGGACUGGGGAAGAGUAUUGGGGAAUGGGUCAAGACGUAUCGGGUGGCGUACUCUGAUGAUGGGGUCACGUGGUAUGUGCUCAGAAACGGUGGUCGGAAAAAGAUUUUCGUGGCCAAUUCUGACUCAACGACUGUCAAACGAAAUAAAUUUCCAGCGGCUCUUAAGACCCGAUGGUUGAGAAUCCUACCACGAACCUGGCAUAAUCACGUGUCCAUGCGAUUAGAACUCUACGGUUGCUAGGUAACGUAGUGUUGUUAAGCAACCUAGUAGCCUAGGUAACCUGUGCUAUCGCAGUGGUAAUCUAGGUGACUAGGUAGGAGAAUGGUUACAGGGUAGCCUAGAAUUUAGGAAACCCAGUGGCUAGGGAGGCGAAGGUGUUGCUAGGUAACCUAGUAACCAUAGAAACUAAAGUGUUUGUUAGGUAACUUUAUCCGAAUUCAAAAGGCAGCACUUUGAGAACAGCACCAAAAUUCUGAAUUUUUUUUAGUACUCCUUUGGUUUGUGGAGCAUUUUCAUGGAUUUUUGUCUUUUGUUUGACGUUGCGCUCGUGCCCAGUCCACUAAUUUUCAGGGGAAAGAUCCUGGUACGAAUUUGAGCGUUUAAUAUUUUUUAAUAUUACUGAUAUAAAUUUUUUCUAGCCAUUCAUAACUUUAGUGGUUUCUUUCUUAGCUUAUGUAAUCAAAGCUGCCUCACGCUUGUCUACCGUCAUGCUUUGCGGUCAUUAUAGUGUUUCUAUAGGUGGGCUACCUGUGUACAUUUAAUUGACGUAACGAUUUUUAAAGCACCGUAAAGCAUGAUGGGAAGACAAGGGUUAUUAUCAACAUUAUUAUGUGCAUAUUAGUGGAUUGUUGUUUAUGUAAAGGAGUUGCGGGGAGUUGAACGAUCACGUGAUGGCAGCCAUGUUGGAUGACAGGCGCAAAAACAAUCAAGAAUAAUGCACUGCCAUCCAAGAUGGCCACCGGCACGUGAUUGCGCAUGUCCUCUAUAGACGGCCGUUGUCAUAUUAACUAUAGACGACUAUAACAGAACGUGCUGAAGUAUUUAUCGCAUCAAAAUAAACUAAAUUUUUCUAAUUA
Molecule: messenger RNA, 7318 nt
Organism: Actinia tenebrosa (Australian red waratah sea anemone)
Lineage: Eukaryota; Metazoa; Cnidaria; Anthozoa; Actiniaria; Actiniidae
Biological process (GO): cell-matrix adhesion
Molecular function (GO): calcium ion binding
Source: RefSeq, a predicted model, not a curated record